Molecule: messenger RNA, 2630 nt
Organism: Hemicordylus capensis (graceful crag lizard)
Lineage: Eukaryota; Metazoa; Chordata; Lepidosauria; Squamata; Cordylidae
Product: extracellular tyrosine-protein kinase PKDCC-like
Exons: 7
Coding region: 51-1409 (452 amino acids)
Biological process (GO): protein phosphorylation
Molecular function (GO): non-membrane spanning protein tyrosine kinase activity; ATP binding
Source: RefSeq, a predicted model, not a curated record
UCGGUCGCUGGCUGGCGAGUCCUGCCGUGUGUUCUCGCUCCUCUAUCACCAUGCCGGGGCCCGGGGCGCCCUUUGCGCUCUUGGCCGCUGCUGUCCUGCUAGCGGUGGCCCUUGUCCUCUCGGGCCCCGGGAGGCCGCCGCCCACUCAGCUGCCGCCAAGCCUGCUGCAGGAGCUGGAGCAGCGGCGACGGGAUCUGAGCCGCUUGGCCGCCGCCUCGUCGGUCCAGGAGGGCGCUUUUUCUACUCCGGAUCCUCCAGGACGCGCCGCGGCUGCCGACGCCUUGGGUUGCGCGGAUCUGAACGGCAUAACGGGCGUGGGCUUGGUGGGCUCCGGCAUCACCAAGCUGGUGCUGCGAGCUUCUCUGCCGCCCGGGGGCGAGGAGGUCGCCCUGAAAUCCGUGCACUGGGCCGGCGGCGACGUGAGCCGCUGCGUGCAACGCUACGGACACCCGGCAGGUUGCCACCAACUCGCCACUUACAAACUGCUCAAAGAGAUGGCCCUGCUGCAGCGCCUGCAUCACCCUGGCAUUAUCAAGUUGCGUGGUCAAUGCUAUGAUAGCAGCUUAGAUCCUGAAAUGAAGGUCACCACUAUAUUGGAGUUGGGAACUCCCUUGGAGAUGAUUCAGCUUCUGCAGACCUCCUGGGAAGAGAGAUUUAAAAUUUGUCUAGAUCUAGUUCAGCUGCUCUACUAUUUGGCAAAUUCUCCUCUGGGCUCUUGUGCCCUUCUGGAUUUCCAGCCCAGGCAAUUUGUUCUGGUGGAUGGGAUCCUGAAAGUUACAGACCUGGACGACGUGAGCACUGAAGAAUUGUCCUGCAGGAGGGAUGAUGACUGCACGCUCGAAUUCCCCACAAGAAGCUUUUUUCUCAAAUGUACCACAGAUGGGAAAUGUGAAGGGAUAAAUGAAAAAAGGAAUCUCUUCAAUGCAUACCGGUAUUUUUUCACGUACCUCUUGCCACACACUGCACCCUUUGCUUUGCAACCCAUUCUGAAGGACAUCCUGAAUGCAACAGGUGACUUACGAUAUGGAGCAAAUGAAACCCUGAUUGCUUUUCAGAAAGUUUUGCAUUUAUACAAGUCUGGAUUUUAUCUGCAGAAAAAACGGUUUCAUUUAAAAGAAUACAUUGCCUUAAAGGGAUUCUAUAGUGCGGAUACAGAGGACUAUAAAUGCUGGCUCUCUUACAGCAAUUUGGGAUGCGUGUUGUCUGUUCACAAUGCAGAAGAAGCUGCAGCUAUUUGCAGUUCCCACCCACAAUGCCGGCAUUUUAUCAUCACUCCACGGAGGACAUGGACAGGACGUCCUCUUGCUUUGUUUCAGAGCAACUUGACUGACUUAAUUUCAGGCGGUAACAUGGUGGCUUAUGUCAAACGGUCUGCAGCCUCGAAGGAAAGUCUCUACCCAGAAGCCUGAAGAGUAUCUAGCUGUUGGAGAAGGAAUCAUUGGGACUAAUUUCACCUGCCCAAAGGGAUGACAUACUCCUUUAAAAAUUUCUGCUUCAGGAUGUUGCUCUGUGCCAGCUUCACUGAGUCAAUCUGUACCAUCUCCCUGAUCAAAGCAAACUUUCCCCAUGUAAUAUGCCACCACUCCCAGAACAAUCUUGCCUGGUGGUUUAUCUGUUUCCAAGCUUGGUGGUUUCUUAGCAAUGUUGCACCAUUUGAUUUCAAACAGUGCUAAAACCUUGCAAAGGAACCACUGUAGCAAGAGAAGCCAGAAAUCAGCUCACUAGCCAAGGAAUGUAGAGCAUCAUAAGAGCGCACCAAAAAUGGCUAAUUGGCGCUAUUGUCAAUUAUCUGACUCUGGCUACAGGUUCUGUAAGCUGGGCAUGCUUAUAAUUGGAGCAAGGCUUGUCCUUUUAAAAAAAAAAAACACACACACACACGGUUACAACUGCACCCCUCCCAGAUCAGAAUCUGCGCAGAAGCAAUUCAUUAUAAAAAAAAAUCUGGGGCAGAGUUUACCCAAACCAGGGGUUUGAAUGCACACGAUGCCGUCAUCGAAGUCUAUUCAGUGCCUGAACAGGUGGCUGCCUGGGAACCACAUACAUGCUACCUUGAGAUCCAUCAUCAUCAUCAUCAUUAUUUUUACAUUUAUAUCCUGCUCUUCCUCCAAGGAGCCCAGAGCGGUGUACUACAUACUUGAGUUUUUCCUCACAACAACCCUGUGAAGUAGGUUGGGCUGAGAAAGAAGUGACUGGCCCAGAGUCACCCAGCUAGUUUCCUGGCUGAAUUGGGGAUUUGAACUCUGGUCUCCCCGAUCCUAGUCCAGUACUCUAACCACUACACCACACUGGCAAGAUACAGAAGUAAUGCAUAGCUAAAUAUUGCUAAGCCUCAUUAAUUUCAGUGGGUGGGUUAAGCAAGUGUUUUAAUUCUCUCCCACUGAAAUCGUAGGGACUUUAAACAACUUCUUCCUUUCCCGGUAUAAAUAAGCAGUGUGGAUUCAGGUAUGCUGCUGGCAGAACACAGCUGGAGCUAGUCUGCCUCUCUGAAAGCAAUAGUGGAACAUAGGAAGCUGCCAUAUACUGAGCCAGACAAUAGGUCUAUCUAGCUCAGUAUUGCCUAGCCCGAUUGGCAGUAGGGAUGUGCAUGAACCGGUCCGGAAGCCUUUGUAGAGGCCUCUGAACUGGUUCGA